GUUGAAACGUCGCCGCUGGCGAGCAAUCUUGUUGCUGAGGACGAUGUCAUCGUAUCCGUUUCAACAACUUUCUUUCCCGGCUCUGGGCUUCAUUCGCGCCCUCCAGACCUUGUCCUUCUCUCUUCGGAUUCCAUCCAUUUUUUCGUCCAUGUUUCUACUCUACUCGAUGCAUCCUCUAACGCGUUUGAUGGCCUUCUCCCACCAUCUCCCUGCAACAGGGGCAGAGUGGGACCUUCACUGACGGUGACAGAACCAUCUGAUGUCUUGAACGUCGUUCUCCGUGCAGUUUACGCCAGGUCGUGCUCUCAUUAUGGCCACUCGUUUGAGUGCCUCUCUGCUGCAGUGGCGGCGAUGAGAACCUACGGUGUCCUUUCAGCGGUAUAUUUCCCCAUCGACUCCAUUGUUCUCCAUUCUAUUAGCACAUGCUCCGCUGCGUCCGAUUGAGCUCUACGCUCUCGCGGCCGAGCACGACCUUGACGAUCUCGCUGUACCAACCUCUUCCCAUCUUCUCUCCUUUCAUCUUCCGUCUAUUAGCGAGGGAAUGGUAGACCGUAUUGGAUCUGUGUAUCUCAAACGGCUAUUCUUCUUGCACCUCGGGCGCACGGAGGCUCUGAAACGUAUUCUCUUGCAACCUCUGCAGAUGCAUACGCCUACAGCUUCGUGCAGUAUCCACAAUCAAAGGCAGGUCGCACGAGCGUGGGCGUUCGCAUCUGCACAGCUUGCAUGGGAAGCAAGGCCAGAUCUGUCCAUACGGUUUAUUGAGUCGGCUUUGGGACCAUUGGAAGUGCAGCUGACGUGCGACCAGUGUCGCGACCGCCUUAAAGCGCACAUGGAAACCGUCAAAAUCCAGUGGUCUGCGGUCAAGGACUUCAAUAUUCUCAUGAAAGCUAGACCUUCAUUGUAG
Messenger RNA from Coniophora puteana RWD-64-598 SS2, 904 nucleotides. RefSeq lists its product as uncharacterized. The record is from RefSeq and is a predicted model, not a curated record. The transcript is spliced from 3 exons. NCBI's taxonomy places the organism in Eukaryota, Fungi, Basidiomycota, Agaricomycetes, Boletales, Coniophoraceae. The coding region runs from base 542 to 904 and encodes 120 amino acids.